AUGUGCAGACGUCGAUGCUGGUCGCGAGAAUCAGGGCUCGCCUCCACGCCUCAGCUGCUCAGGGCCCCGCACCAAGCGUUCGGUUCGCCUUCCCGUCUUCCCCUCACCAUCCGAUUGCUCUUUCUCAUGUCUCGCUCGAUUCAUUUCGGCGGUAGUGCGGCGAGCGAAGGGUCAGAGGAGGUGGCUCAGGAGGUGAGGGGACACUUGGCGGCCGAAUGCGACGAACACGUGGAAGAGAGGCGCAUAGGACACGUGUCUAAAGGCGGACACGUGGCAGGGGAAGGCAAAGGUCACGUGGCAGCAGGUGACUUGAUCACGAAUGACAAGGGCGCGCAGGGCGUGAGCGGGUGGUGCAAGGCGGAGAGGAAGCCUAGAGAGCGGAUGGGGCCGGAGGUGGAGGAGUCGAAGAGACGGAUUCUGGCGGCAUUCCUGCGAGACAUGGACGGCGCCGAGAAACCCGCCGGCCACGCGGCGAGCCCUGUGCAGGUUAACCGGCCGGGAGAGGAGCGGCCGUCGGGAGAAAUGGGGUGGUCGGGGGAGAUGGAGGGUGGUGGUUCUGCAGAAGGGAAGGAGACGGGGGAGGCUGUGGGUGGUGAUGGGAUGAGGCAGGGCGGGAGUGCGGCGAAGGGUGUUGAUGACCGUGACAGGUGUGACAGUGUCGAUGAGCGCUGUAACGGGGACGGGGACAGCGAGCACGAGCGCGACGAGGAGCACGUGCAUGACAACGAAGAGUAUGAUAGCGAGGACGAGGAUCACAGUGAUGCGGAUGAGGUAGCGGAUAAGAGCGACGCGCCGGUGGAUCUCGAGUCGCUCGUGGCCAUGAGCGGUCGGUCGCAGCUCACGGGCAGGGCCGGCGCGCGAGCUGGGAAGACGAAUCGCGAGUACGAACAGGACGAAGCUGCGCUUCAAGCCGAUGCUACUGCCCAUGCUACUGCCGAUGCGGCUGCUGCCCCAGAUUCUGCCGCAGAAGCAGCCUCCGCAACAGCCAUUCGAACCGAGUCCCUCGCCGCGAAAGCGCAGAGCGCCAAGGCGGAAGGGCGCGCGGACGCGACCGCGCGGGGCGGCGCUCCCCUGUCCGUUCCGCCGUCUGGCGUCCCCCCCGCGUCGUCCUCCCCGUCUGGUUCGUCGAGCGACUCGCUCGCGCACUCCACGCCCGCUGAUUCGAUCGCCAUGAUUAACUCCAGCUCGUCCGGCGACGAUUCCGGCGACUCGCCCACCAGCGACACUCGCACGAGCGACAGCCGCGCGAGCAAUUCCCGUUCCAGCGUCGUCCCCGCCGUAGGCAGCCCCCGCCGCCUGGAUCCCGCUGGGCCGGCGGAAAGCGGUUCCGCCGCUGCGGAUGGUAGGGGGAUGGGCGGAGGAAUGGAUUCGGGGGGCGCAGGGGAAGUGGGGGAAGCGGGUGGCGCGGAGAGAGGUUUCGGGGAAGAUGAGCUGGAGUCUGGGAAGCUGGAUGUUGACGUGGCCGGUGCUGACGUGGCGGAUCCUGCCGCGAUCGAGGCGAGUUAUGACGAGGGUGGCAGCGGGAGGAGGAGCAGGAGGCGGUGGGGUGAUAGUGCGCCCGCGGAGAAUGAGGGAGGGGGGCGCGCGCCAUGGGGGGGGAGUGGCGCGGCGGAAGGAAAGGAGAUGGAGGGGAGUGCGGGCGGGGGAAGCUUGCGCUUGAGAUGGCUGGUACUGGAGGAGGAGGAAGAGGAGGAGGGGGAGGAGGAGCAGGAGGAGGGGAAGGGAGAGGAGGAAUGGGGAGGCGAGGGGGAUGGGGGUGGCGAUGCAGAAGGGAUGCAUGGCGAGGAAGCGGAUGAGAGCGCGGAGAGAAGAGAGUCCCUGCCCCAUCCCUACUCGGAAGGGGAGUUUGAACCGCAUGCACCCCUGCUUCAUGAUCCAACCGCCUUGCCUGCUCCCUCCACACCUCCGCUCUCCGUUCUCUCGCCCUCCGUCCCCUCGCCCUCACCGGCCCCCUCACACGAGGCCACGCAAGAAACGCCCCAACCCACUCCGCACCACCACACCCUGCUGGAAACUCCCCAGACUGCCCUUCACAAACAACCGAACGAUGCCGCCCCAUUUAGGCAGCCGGGCGGGCAGCAGCAGCAGGGCGGCAUGGUGGUGGCGGAGUGGGCGCAGCAGCACGAGUAUCACCACCUGCAGCCGCCCAUGCAGCUGCCCGCCGUGCCCUCCCUGCACAGUAACCUCUCCUCCAUCAAGCGACGCCUAUCUCCGCGGAACCGUGACUGUAACGAGAGGUACGGUCCUGGGGAGGCGAACGGAGAGAGCAGGAGUGAGGGUGGGAGCAGUGAAGAGGAGAUGAGCAGUGAAGAGGAGAUGAGCAACGGGUCUGGGAUGACCGGGGAGGAGGGGGAAGAGGGAGCAUUUGACUGGGCUGGAUGGGGGGAAGUGGAAGUGAACGAGAGAGGCUCGUGCAGAAAGGCGGUUACUGAGGCGAAGCAGGAAGAGGUUCCGUGGGAGGCUGGUGACGGCAAAAUCUUGCAGCGACAAGGCGGUGCCUUGACGCCUGGUGGCCAAAGUGGGUGCUCUGAGGGAGAUUUGAUAGCGAGAUGUGCUAUUAGCGGAGGUGCUACUAAUGAGGUUGGUGGGAGAGAGGAUGUUGCAGAUGAGGGUGCACGGUGGGGCGAGGUGAGCAGCGGUGCAGAGGGGUUGAACCUGGGAGCAGGAGCGGAUGAGGAGCGAAGAGGCGAGAUGGAGGAGAGGGGAAGAGCUGAGAAUGCGGAAAGGCAGAGUGGGGAAGAGGAAGGUAAAGGAUCGGAUUGUGAAGCUGAUGCACAGGGCGAGGAUGGAAGCGCAGAUGAGAAGGCGGUGACUGCAUUUGAGGAAGAGGAGGAGGAAGAAGAGGAGGAGGAGGAGGAGGAGGAGGACGAGGAGGAAGAGAAGGAGGAAGAAGAGGAGGAGGACGAAGAGGAGGAAGAGAAGGAGGAGGAAGUGAGAAGCGGAGGUGCAGGCGGGGACGAACCUGCGAGUUCGGACGAGGUGACUGAGGAGAGCGAGGGCAUGCAGUGCGAAGGCAUGCAGGAGGAGUGCGAGAGCGAGGCUGUGCGUGAGGUUGGUGCCAGUGUGGCCCUCGCACUGCACGGCUCACAAGGGACGGGCGAGGGAGGCAAAGAGGCGGCAGCAGCAGCGCUCGCAUGGGAAGCCGCCCUUGGAAUCGACCCCGCAAGUCAGGAGCAGGAGGAGGGGAGAGGAAGGCGACAGGGAGAGGACGUGUUUGAGGACAUCAGCGCCUGGGGUACUGCCUCUGGGGCUGUGGGCUUUGCCUCCCCCUCCUCCUUCCCCGUCCGCCCUCCUUCCCCCAACGACCCAACGCGCCCGUCCGCCCCUGGCCCCUACUCCUCCCAUCCCUCCUCCCCCACUGCUUUCUCUGCGCAUCUCAGCCGCCCCUCUUCCCCCACCUCCGCGCAUCACAGCCGCCCGUCCUCCCCCGCAUCCGCGCAUCACAGCCGCCCCGCGUCCCCCACCAUCCCGCUGCCUGACCGCCCCUGGCUGAAAAGCUCCCUCCGCUGCAGCCUGGAGCGCGCCCAGGCGGCUCAGCUCGCCAACGCAGCGCUAUCAGCGGUGGAGAAGACCGAUGGCGUGGCUGCAUUGGAGAGCCUGGCUUGUGAGGCGACUCAGCAGUCACCUCGCCGCAGCCUAGAGCGCGCCCAGGCCGCCCAGCUCGCAGCCGCCGCGCUGGCGGCUGUGGAGAGGGCGGAUGGCGUGGCUGGGGGGGAAGACACGAGCUCAGACUCUUCAGUACAAGAGGAGUGCGGUGGCACGCCUGCCUCUGGUGGCAUGUUCCACUCCACGCAAGAAGCCAGUCAGAGCACCGGUACUGCCACUCCCAGUGCUGCUACUGCUGGUGCCAGCGGUGGUGCCGGUUCUGCUAUCGCAGCUACUGGUAUUGUAUCGGACACCACGGUUGCUGACCUGGUCCCUGUGGAAGAAGCUGCAGCUGUCAAGGCCGAUGGAAGCACAGCUGCUGCUGUUGACGAUGAUGAUCCAACCGUUGCCAACCACCGCAUGGCUCAUCCCACCGAGGGAAACGCGAUGGGUACCACUGGCGUGGCAGCAGGUGGCAGCGUGGCAGCUGGCGGCAGCAUGGCAUCGUGUAACAGCGUGGCAGGGCAGCACUGGCAAGUGAGCAGUGUGGUGGGGACUGCCAUGGGCAGUAGAGGAGCGCGUAUGGAGGGCAGAAACAGCCGAGGCAACAGCAGCGCCAACCACGUGGAGAGCAAACCCGCCCACGUGGGUGCUCACGCUCGCCCUCACACUGCACUGCACCGCACUCCUCCCUCUCCCGCAGGUGGCCCCUCAGGUGCCCCCUCAGGUGCCCCCUCAGGUGCCCUCUCAGGUGCUCCCACAGGUGGUCAUACAGGAGGCCCCUCAGGCACAUCUCUCAUGCAACCAGUGCAGGCGCAGCCAGGCCUCUCUGCCAACCCUGCUCUCCCGGCUCCCAGGUCCCAACCCACUAGCCCCCGUCUCCCUGCCAUGGGUGCUGCCGCUGCUGGAGCGGCUCUCUCCCCGCCACCCUCCCCUCGCUCCUUCCACGUGCUGCAGUUCGCCAUGGGGGGCUCUCCCAAUGCCAGCCCUAUGCAUCCCCUGGCGACCUCCCUGUCAGGUGCUGCUCGCAGCCCCACUGUGGGGCCCACUCCCUCUGCACCUCGCAGCCCCACUGUGGGGCCCACUCCCUCUGCACCUCGCAGCCCCACUGUGGGGCCCACUCCCUCUGCACCUCGCAGCCCCACUGUGGGGCCCACUCCCUCUGCACCUCGCAGCCCCUCUGUUGGCUCCUCCUCCUCUCUUGCACCGCGCAGCGCUGCUGCCCAUCCAGCUGCAGUGCCCCGCACGCCCCCUGCUCCUGCGCACCCCACUGCACCGUUUCAGACUCCUGACCCAGCCGCAGCCCUGCACGCACCCCUGUCGCCUACCACACUCCACCUAGCAGCAGCAGCAGCAGCAGCAGGGCCACUCAUGGCUUCUCCUGCUGGCUACAUUGGCAGCCCAAACCGCUGCCUCUCCCCCGUGCCCUUCGGCCCUUCGGGCAGCCCAAUGCAUGCUUCUGCUCUGUCCCCCAAUGCUACUGGUUCUGCCAGCCCUGCCGGCACGGGCACCCCUGACAAGGCCACCACGUCGUCGCGCUAUGCGUCCCCGCUGCCUGCCCGGGGCCCGGGGACUGAUGCGGUGGGACAAGGGUCAGGAGCAGGGGUAACAGCAGUGAGGGGUGGAGUGGGAGUGGUGGGUGGAGCAGGGGGCGGAGGACCAGCAGCGAGCGUGGGAGGGAGUGGGGGCGGUGGUAAGGCAGUAGCGGCUCAGGCGGGGCCUGGAGGAGUGCUGACAUCAUCAUCGGCCAUGAAUGCACGACAGGGAUUCCCUGGAGGGGCAACUACCCCAGUGAGUGUGCCUGGUACUGGUGCAGUUCCAUGCGUGGGCCCUUCUCCUGUCGGCAAUGCAGCAAUGAAGGCACUGCAUGCCCCUAAGGUGACACAGCAGCAGCUUCCCAGUCAUGCAGCUCCUCCUCUUAGUAGCUCCACCUCACGCAGGUGGUUUGGUGUGUUGACGGACAUCUGGGCGCUACUGAUUGGCUGUGUAAAUCCGUUACCGCCUGCCCUGGCGAGUAUCGUUCUGCGUGCGCCAAACCGAACCAUUUUCACGUGGAACCAGCACGGAGCAGGUUCGUUCGUGUCCAACAGGCAAACUACCUGCAGUGCCCCCAGGGCGAGGGACACCCAGCCAAUCGGAACCACACCUCCUUCCCAACGAGACGACCACAAGCUCGGUUUCGGUUCGGUGUUCGCCGUCUCUGGUCUGCCCUCGGAUGGAGCCUGGAGGUUCUCCCGUCUUGCUCAAACCAAGGCCAGUGAGUACUCCCACGUGCCGGAAAUUACCGGCAAUAUGGAGCGGAGACCGCCUACGUUAUCGCCCAGUUCGCCGUCCAAGUCGCACGGUCGUCGCAGCAGGCCGUGGUACAUCCAGCUGCUCGGCGAGCAUUUCCAAGGAGCGUACCUCCUCGUGGGCUUUCUCGUAGCAUCAGCCGUCUUCACGAUCAUGCCGGCUGGCUAUCCGCGACCGUCGCCGUUAGAUACCGGGUCGUCGACCGUCGGCGACAGCCAUGCGAUCUUCUCUGGCGUUCAGAGCUCGGCGGUGAGCCUCUACCAUCCGAAGACGCCGGAUCAUCGCUUCAUGGGGAAGAUUCCUCUCGGGGUUCGCCGCACGCCGCUGCGAAUCGUCGUCACUGGCGGGGCCGGGUUCGUAGGCAGUCAUCUGGUGGACAGGCUGAUGGAGCGCGGCGACCACGUGAUCGUGGUGGACAACUUCUUCACGGGGCGCAAGGAGAACGUGCAGCACCACUUCGGCAACCCGCGCUUCGAACUCAUCCGCCACGACGUCGUCGAGGGGCUGCUGCUCGAGGUCGACCAGAUCUACCACCUCGCCUGCCCCGCCUCGCCCGUUCACUAUAAGCAUAAUCCGAUAAAGACGAUCAAGACGAAUGUCGCGGGGACUAUGAAUAUGCUGGGGCUGGCGAAGCGAGUGGGGGCGAGGUUCCUGCUGACGAGCACCAGCGAGGUGUAUGGGGAUCCGUUGGAGCACCCGCAGACGGAGGAGUACUGGGGGAACGUCAACCCCAUCGGGGUGCGCAGCUGCUACGACGAGGGCAAGCGAGUGGCGGAGACGCUGACCAUGGACUACCACCGAGGGGCGGGCGUGGAUGUGCGCAUUGCGCGUAUCUUCAACACGUAUGGCCCGCGCAUGUGCAUCGAUGACGGGCGCGUCGUCAGCAACUUCGUCGCUCAGGCGCUGCGCAAGGAGGCGAUGACGGUGUAUGGCGAUGGAAAGCAGACGCGCUCCUUCCAGUACAUAGACGACCUGGUGGAGGGGCUCAUGAGGCUCAUGGAUGGGGAGCACGUGGGGCCCUUCAACCUCGGGAAUCCUGGAGAAUUCACCAUGCUUGAACUGGCUGAGGUGGUGCGGGAGGUGAUAGACAAGACAGCGAGCAUAACCUUUCAGGAGAACACAGCAGACGACCCGCACAAGCGCAAGCCUGACAUCACGCGCGCCAAGGAGCUGCUGGGCUGGGAGCCCAAGGUCGCUCUGCGCCAGGGCCUGCCCCUCAUGGUCGAGGAUUUCCGACGCCGCCUGUUUGGGGACGUCAAGGAGAGCCGACAGAGCAUUGCUGCGCAGGAGGAGGCGAAAUGA
Molecule: messenger RNA, 7179 nt
Organism: Closterium sp. Yama58-4
Lineage: Eukaryota; Viridiplantae; Streptophyta; Zygnematophyceae; Desmidiales; Closteriaceae
Source: the annotation of a GenBank genome assembly